Messenger RNA from Lates calcarifer (barramundi perch), 2663 nucleotides. RefSeq names its product retinol binding protein 3 (gene rbp3). The record is from RefSeq and is a predicted model, not a curated record. Lineage: Eukaryota; Metazoa; Chordata; Actinopteri; Centropomidae. Gene Ontology annotation, molecular function: serine-type peptidase activity; retinol binding. Gene Ontology annotation, biological process: proteolysis.
UGUUAACAGAAACCUUGCAGCCAAAACAGUGCCAUUUGACAAAGAACCUUCUUCGAGAGUAGGAGGUGCGGCUCUUCAGCAGCCACUUGCCAUUCAGUCAAUUUUUUCCGACCAAACUGUCGAAAAUGGCAAAGGCUCUCUUUCUGGUGGCAUCUCUGCUAGCUUUGGGAAAUGUUUUCUUUAUCCAUGCUGCGUUUCCCCCCAGCCUCAUUGUUGAUAUGGCAAAAACUGUCAUGGACAAUUACUGCUCGCCGGAGAAGCUGGUAGGGAUGAAGGAGGCAAUCGAAGCUGCCGGCAGCAACACAGAGGUUCUCAACAUCCCAGACGCUGAAUCCUUGGCCAAAGUCCUCAGCUCUGGAGUCCAGACCACGGUCAGUGACCCACGUCUGCAGAUCUCAUAUGAGCCGCACUACGUGUCCGUGGUUCCCCCGAAGAUGCCUCCCUUGCCCCCUGAGCAGCUCAUUGCUGUCCUCCAGACCUCCAUCAAGCUCGACAUCCUGGAGGGGAACAUUGGCUACAUGAGGAUUGACCACAUCCUUGGGGAGGAGGUCGCUGACAAGGUUGGCCCAUUGCUCCUAGAUCUGGUCUGGAAUAAAAUCCUACCAACAUCAGCUCUGAUCUUUGACUUGCGGUACACUGGCAGUGGGGACGUCUCAGGUAUCCCCUACAUAGUGUCUUACUUCAUCGAAGCCGAGCCUGUGAUCCACAUUGACAGCAUAUAUGACCGUCCCUCAAACACCACCACCAAGCUGUUUUCUAUGUCCACCCUGCUGGGGGAGAGAUACGGCAUCGCCAAACCCCUCAUUAUUCUCACCAGCAAAAACACCAAGGGCAUCGCCGAGGAUGUUGCCUACUGCCUCAAGAACCUGAAGAGGGCCACCAUUGUGGGCGAGAAGACUGCUGGGGGCUCAGUGAAAGUCGAUAAAAUCAAAGUGGGCGACACCGACUUCUACGUUACACUGCCAACUGCAAAGUCCGUCAAUCCCAUCACUGGCUCCAGCUGGGAGGUUACAGGUGUGACACCUGAUGUGGAGGUCAUCGCCGAGGAUGCCCUUGCUACUGCCAUCAAGAUUGUCAACCUCCGUGCCCAAGUUCCAGCCAUCAUUGAGGGAUCAGCGACCCUGAUUGCUGACAACUACGCCUUUGAGGAUAUCGGAGCUAAUGUUGCAGAGAAGUUGAAAGAGCUCCAGGCAAAGGGCGAGUACAGCAUGGUUGUCUCCAAGAGCAAUCUGGAGGCAAAGCUGUCUGCUGACCUGAAGACCCUUUCUGGGGACAAGAGCCUGAAGACCGCCAGCAAUACCCCAGCCCUGCCACCCAUGGAUUAUUCUCCUGAGAUGUUCAUUGAGCUGAUCAAAGUCUCCUUCCACACUGACGUGUUUGAGAACAAUAUCGGCUACCUGCGUUUUGACAUGUUUGGAGACUUUGAGGAGGUCAAGGCCAUUGCUCAGAUUAUUGUUGAGCACGUCUGGAAUAAAGUUGUUGGCACUGAUGCCAUGAUCAUCGACCUCAGGAACAACCUUGGUGGCCCAACAACAGCCAUCGCAGGCUUCUGCUCUUAUUUCUUUGAUGCCGACAAGCAGAUUGUGCUGGACAAGCUGUACGACAGACCAUCAGGCACCACCACAGAGCUCCUAACCUUACCUGAACUUACUGGUACAAGGUACGGCUCCAAGAAGAGCCUGAUCAUCCUGACCAGUGGAGCGACUGCCGGUGCUGCAGAGGAGUUCGUUUACAUCAUGAAGAAGCUCGGCCGCGCUAUGAUCGUUGGAGAGACUACCGCCGGCAGUUCCCACCCACCCAAGACCUUCCAAGUUGGCGAGACCGAGGUCUUCCUCAGCAUCCCCACCAUCCACUCUGACACUGCUGCCGGGCCAGCAUGGGAGGGAGCUGGCAUCGCACCUCACAUACCCGUCCCAGCUGACGCUGCCCUGGAGACCGCCAAGGGCAUCUUCAACAAGCACUUCGCAGGCCAGAAGUAAACCACGUCCUGAACUGGGGUUUCAACUGUUACUUUUGCUUUGGCAGCCAGAUGCUUCAAGAUUUAGGAUCUAGACUCAUUUAAGAAGUGAAGAAUGUAGGUUAGCACAAAGUGUAAUCUGUUGUUCAUUUUCUCAAUAAAUAAGCCUUUUUAGUCUGUUUGUAAUGUGGAGCAAAGGUUGACCAGGAUUUACUUCUUCUUCUGUUGAAUGUUACUCUGGCUAUCAAAGGUUUUCAGAAUGAAUGGCAGUGCUGAGUGAGUGAGUCCUUUGUGAAGCGGGUAUGUAUAAGUCAGAGGUUGAGAACGUUGAGAAGUCAUGCAAAAGAGAAGAAACAAGUUAAGUAAACACACAAAAAUGUUUUCAAACUAAGUUUGCUGUUCAUUUGUUAUGUUGGAUAUUUGGAAUUCGGACCUCUGUAAAGUAGGCCACUUGAUACUCUGGUAAGAAAAUCAUCAUGUGAUGUCCUUAUUGCGUAUGGGAAAUGCUGUAUAUCCAUUAUGCAGAGAGCGUCAUGCCAUGUAGACCUACUUGGGUUGUAUCAAUUCCAGUGGUGAGACACAAUAAAAAAGAAAAUUGGAAUACAAAACAAAAGUGCGUGUUGAUCAUAUUUUACAAAGGAGGUAUCACACAAAAAAUACAAAAGACAUAUUAUGAGUUUAUAAUGAAUCACCUCUACAGAGAAGU